Rhopalosiphum maidis (corn leaf aphid) is the source of this 1386-nucleotide messenger RNA. RefSeq names its product RNA-binding protein FUS-like. The coding region runs from base 123 to 734 and encodes 203 amino acids. NCBI's taxonomy places the organism in Eukaryota, Metazoa, Arthropoda, Insecta, Hemiptera, Aphididae. The transcript has 2 exons. The record is from RefSeq and is a predicted model, not a curated record.
UGGACAUAAUUCCGGUAGGUAUACCUACUUGGCGUGUGCAGUCCGUGCACUAUAUAAGCGCGACGAUCCGGUGCCUGUGAUUUUCUUUCGCCAACAGACUCAAUCGCGCAAACUCGUACAAGAUGGACAAGACCACCAGAGUGUUCGUCUUUUGCGUCGCUGCUGUAGCUAUGAUUGCGAUCAGCGAAAUACCAGUUGGCACAGAAGCGUUUUUAGAGCCAUUCGCCAGCCAUUUGAUAGCGAAAAAAAUGAUGCUUAAACACGGAGUGGGCGCACCUGCUGCACCGACCGGCCAAACACAGUACAUUUAUUACGGCGGGCAAUAUCAACAUCAGCCACAGCCGCGGCCGUCACCGCCCCAGCCCCAGCUCAGCGUGAGCUAUCCGGCGUACGGUCCUCAAACGUCUAGCUACCCGGCGUACGGCCCUCAAACUGCCAGUUACCCUGCGUACGGACCUCAAACGUCCAGUUACCCCGCGUACGGACCUCAAACGUCUAGUUACCCGGCAUACGGUCAACAGACUAAUGGCUAUUCGGCGUACGCUCAGGCCAGUUUCGGCGGAUACAACGAACAGCCCGCGCCCGUUGUCAAACCAGCAUCGCUGCCGUCCGGAUGUCCACCGGCUAGCCAGCCGAGCACACAGGUCGACUACUCCAACUACGCCGUACACGGUGGACACGGUUACGGCAGCUAUGGCAGCAGUAGCAACAACAACGGGGGUUAUGGAAAAUAAUGUAUGCGGAAAGACCACAACCGCAAUAAUAAUAAUAAUAGUAAUAGUAAUAAAAAUACCACCAAUGUAUUAUUGACUAUGUAAGUUUAAAGAAUUAAAAAUUAAUUUAAUAGUAAAAAAAUGACAAUGUACAAAUAAGGUUUUCAUUAUUUAUCAAUCAAUUACCUACGUAAAAAAAAAAAAAAAGUACAAGGUAAAUUUGACUAGUGUUGUCAAUAACUUCUAAGCGUUUCUCAAUUGAUCUUUGGCACCACGACGUUUGGCGUGUUUCCGAACGAAAACCCUGUGAUUCAAUUUUAAUUUGAAGACAUUUUAUUUUUAUUUAUACGUAUAUCAUGUGUACUAAGGGAUUUUACUAUUUAAAAAACCUAAAGGAAAAAUGAUCUUAAAAUUACCCCAUAAAGUCAACAGUCUUAUUAUUUUCAGAAAAAAACCAUCUAAGUGGCAAGACGUUCUUGCACAAGAAUACUUCAAAUUAAACAUUUACUCACAAAUUAAUGUCUUAUUGAUUCUUUUGGGGCCAAAAUUAUACUACCAUUUGAGAAACACUGAUCUAAUUCAAUUUAAUUAUUUUACAAUAUUUUUCUUUAAGUUUUUAACAUUAUAAAUAUAUUUUUUUAAGACAAUUAUAACAAAUAAACACUUCAUAUAA